ACUUUGACAAACUUUAUAUAAUUUUGCGUGCCGCACAUCUUUCAGUACUGCAGCGCAAUUUCACAAUGUUUCGUAUUUUGGCUGUGAACAACCGCCUGGCUGUGGCCAACGGUCAUGGAAAACGAAUGGUUUCGACCGGUGCGUCGCUGUGCAACUCCAACGACCGACCUCCGACGCCGAUGAUCGACCUGGAGGAUAAGUCGAUCCCGAUUCCCGAGUAUAAAGAGAAGAAAAACGAACCUCUUCAGCUGCAAAAGUCAAGAUUGCUGUAUCAAUCCCGCAAACGUGGUAUGCUGGAGAAUGGCCUGCUAUUGAGCACAUUCGCGGCUAAGCACCUGCAAGCGAUGGAUGCAGCACAGACGAAACUGUACGAUCGGCUCAUCAACCUACCAUCGAACGAUUGGGACAUUUUCUACUGGGCCACAGGCGUCAAACCGACUCCCAAGGAGUACGACAAUGAAAUCAUGAACAUGCUCAAGGAACACGUUAAGAACAACAACCGAGAGCAGCGUUUUAUGCAGCCUGAUUUGUAUGCCAAAGCAAAUUAAACAUAUUAAUUGUUGAUUAUUUAUUCACUAAUACACGAACCCUAGCGCGUAGACAAAAACAGAAAUAGUUAU
Anopheles coustani is the source of this 620-nucleotide messenger RNA. Its product is annotated as succinate dehydrogenase assembly factor 2, mitochondrial. The transcript has 3 exons. The record is from RefSeq and is a predicted model, not a curated record. Bases 66 to 548 code for a protein of 160 amino acids. Gene Ontology annotation, biological process: protein-FAD linkage; tricarboxylic acid cycle; mitochondrial respiratory chain complex II assembly. Lineage: Eukaryota; Metazoa; Arthropoda; Insecta; Diptera; Culicidae. Gene Ontology annotation, cellular component: mitochondrion.